GCUUCACCGAAUCGCAUCCCCCCUAAGCCGUUGCACUUAUCGAACCCUCAACGAACACCCUUUGUCACGACUAUCUUACCACCGGAGAUGAGUGAUACUUACCGCGGUUUUCAGCGUCAUCCCGCUGCGUGCACGGCCGGGAUGAAGCGCGAGUACUACGAGUACGUCCUCGAGUUCGUGAACGAGACGCCCCUGCAGAAGGAGCUGUGGCAGAAAGCUCUGCAGCUGGAGCUGCCGGUCAUGAUGGCGGCCGUCGACGAGUACCAGUUCUUUGGCUGGCUGUGCGAGACGCUCGGGGUGAGGCGCGCCGUGGAGGUGGGCGUGUUCCGCGGCGUGACCACUCUGGCCUUGGCGCUGCACAUGCCGGACGACGGCGUCAUCCGCGCCCUCGACGUCUCGCGCGAGUACGCCGGCAUCGGCUUCGAGGCGUGGAAGAAGGCGGGCGUCGACAAGAAGAUCGACUUCAUCGAGGGCCCCGCCGCCGCGUCCAUGCAGCGCUUCCUCGACGAGGGCGAGGCUGGUACCUACGACUUCAUCUUCAUCGACGCGAACAAGGAACAGUACCCGGAGUACUACGACCUUGCCGUGCCGCUACUCCGCAAGGGCGGCGUGAUCGUUGUGGACAACACCUUGAUGUUUGGCCGUGUGGUGGAGAAGGAUCCGUCGGUACAGGACACCGACGCUCUGAGCAAGACGAACGAGAUGAUCAGGGCAGACAAGCGCGUGUCGGCCGUGAUGAGCAUCAUCGGCGACGGCGUGUACUUCGCGCGGAAACUGUAA
Leptomonas pyrrhocoris is the source of this 780-nucleotide messenger RNA. RefSeq names its product O-methyltransferase family protein. Lineage: Eukaryota; Euglenozoa; Kinetoplastea; Trypanosomatida; Trypanosomatidae. The record is from RefSeq and is a predicted model, not a curated record. Gene Ontology annotation, molecular function: O-methyltransferase activity; S-adenosylmethionine-dependent methyltransferase activity. The coding region runs from base 88 to 780 and encodes 230 amino acids. The transcript has a single exon.